Kogia breviceps (pygmy sperm whale) is the source of this 4010-nucleotide messenger RNA. NCBI's taxonomy places the organism in Eukaryota, Metazoa, Chordata, Mammalia, Artiodactyla, Physeteridae. The record is from RefSeq and is a predicted model, not a curated record.
CACUCCCUCCUCCCUGGUCGCUCGCGGGCCGGGCCCGGCAUGGUGCGGGGUCGCCGCCGAUGGCGCUGAGGCGGAGCAUGGGGCGGUCAGGGCUCCCGCCGCUGCCGCUGCCGCCGCCACCGCCGUCGCCGCUGCUGCUGCUGCUGGCGGGUCUGACCGCUCUGCUGCUCCCCGAGCCCGCGGCCGCAGGCCUGAAGCUGAUGGGAGCCCCAGUGAAGCUGACAGUGUCUCAGGGGCAGCCGGUGAAGCUCAACUGCAGCGUGGAGGGGAUGGAGGAGCCUGAGAUACAGUGGGUGAAGGACGGGGCUGUGGUCCAGAGCGUGGAUCAGGUGUACAUCCCAGUCAGUGAGCAGCACUGGAUUGGCUUCCUCAGCCUGAAGUCAGUGGAGCGCUCUGAUGCGGGCCGGUACUGGUGCCAGGUGGAGGAUGGGGGCGAAACCGAGACCUCCCAGCCAGUGUGGCUCACGGUAGAAGGUGUGCCAUUUUUCACUGUGGAGCCAAAAGAUCUGGCAGUGCCACCCAAUGCCCCUUUCCAACUGUUUUGUGAGGCCGUGGGUCCCCCAGAACCUGUUACCAUUGUCUGGUGGAGAGGAGGCACGAAGGUUGGGGGACCUGCUCCCUCUCCUUCCGUUUUAAAUGUAACAGGGGUGACCCAGAGCACUGUGUUCUCCUGUGAAGCUCACAACAUAAAAGGCCUGGCCUCUUCUCGCCCAGCCACUGUUCGUCUUCAAGCACUGCCUGCAGCCCCCUUCAACAUCACAGUGACGAAGCUCUCCAGCAGCAAUGCUAGUGUGGCCUGGACGCCAGGUGCCGAUGGCCAAGCCCUGCUCCAAUCCUGUACGGUCCAGGUGACUCAGGCCCCAGGAAGCUGGGAGGUCCUGGCUGUUGUGGUCCCUGUGCCACCUUUUACCUGCCUGCUCCGGGAUCUGGCACCUGCCACCAACUAUAGCCUCAGGGUUCGCUGUGCCAAUGCCUUGGGGCCUUCUCCAUAUGCUGACUGGGUGCCCUUUCGGACAAAGGGUCUAGCCCCAGCCAUUGCUCCCCAGAACCUCCAUGCCAUCCACACAGACUCAGGCCUCAUCCUGGAGUGGGAAGAAGUGAUCCCUGAAGGUCCUUUAGAAGGCCCUCUGGGACCCUAUAAACUGUCCUGGGUUCAAGACAACGGAACCCAGGGUGAGCUGACAGUGGAGGGGACCAGGGCCAACCUGACGGGCUGGGAUCCCCAGAAGGACCUGAUUGUGCGUGUGUGUGUCUCCAGUGCAGUUGGCUGUGGGCCCUGGAGUCAGCCGCUGGUGGUCUCUUCUCAUGACCAUGCAGGCCAGCAGGGUGCUUCCCACAGCCGCACAUCCUGGGUGCCUGUGGUCCUGGGUGUGCUGACAGCCCUGGUGACAGCUGCUGCCCUGGCCCUCAUCCUGCUUCGAAAGAGACGGAAGGAGACACGGUUUGGGCAAGGCUUUGACAGUGUCAUGGCCCGGGGGGAGCCGGCAGUUCAUUUCCGGGCAGCACGAUCCUUCAAUCGGGAAAGGCCCGAGCGCAUCGAGGCCACACUGGACAGCUUGGGCAUCAGUGAUGAGCUGAAGGACAAACUGGAGGAUGUGCUCAUCCCAGAGCAGCAGUUCACCCUGGGCCGGAUGUUGGGCAAAGGAGAGUUUGGUUCAGUGAGGGAGGCCCAGUUGAAGCAGGAGGAUGGCUCCUUUGUGAAAGUGGCUGUAAAGAUGCUGAAAGCUGACAUAAUUGCCUCAAGCGACAUUGAAGAGUUCCUCAGGGAAGCGGCUUGCAUGAAGGAGUUUGACCACCCACACGUGGCCAAGCUUGUUGGUGAGCCCCUUCUUGGGGGAAGUAAAUGUAAAAUAGGGCUAAAACUAUGCUCCCCCAAGGUGCGAGGGCAGUCUGUGGGAGAGAAGUUCGGACUUCGCCUGGUGAGUAAGCAGACACCAAAAGAGCAAGGAGUGGCCUGGCUGAAAUCUGAUCAGGCUCUAGGGGUGAGCCUCCGGAGCAGGGCCAAAGGCCGUCUCCCCAUUCCCAUGGUCAUCCUGCCUUUCAUGAAGCACGGGGACCUGCACGCCUUCCUGCUGGCCUCCCGGAUUGGGGAGAACCCCUUUAACCUGCCCCUGCAGACCCUGGUUCGGUUCAUGGUGGACAUUGCCUGUGGCAUGGAGUACCUGAGCUCCCGGAACUUUAUCCACCGAGACCUGGCUGCUCGGAACUGCAUGCUGGCAGAAGACAUGACGGUGUGCGUGGCCGACUUUGGACUCUCCCGGAAGAUCUAUAGUGGGGACUACUAUCGUCAGGGCUGUGCCUCCAAACUGCCCGUCAAGUGGCUGGCCCUGGAGAGCCUGGCUGACAACUUGUAUACUGUGCACAGUGACGUGUGGGCCUUCGGGGUGACCAUGUGGGAGAUCAUGACUCGUGGGCAGACGCCGUAUGCUGGCAUUGAGAACGCUGAGAUUUACAACUACCUCAUCGGCGGGAACCGCCUGAAACAGCCUCCGGAGUGUAUGGAGGACGUGUAUGAGCUCAUGUACCAGUGCUGGAGCGCCGACCCCAAGCAGCGCCCGAGCUUCACAUGUCUACGAAUGGAGCUGGAGAAUGUCCUGGGCCGCCUGUCUGUGCUAUCCGCCAGCCAGGACCCCUUGUAUAUCAACCUUGAGGGAGCCCAGGAGCCUGCUGAGGGAGGCAACCUGGAGCUGCCUGGCGGGGACCCGGCCAGCAGCGGGGCUGGGGAUGGCAGUGGCCUGGGGGCCGUGGGGGGCACCCCCAGUGACUGUCGGUACAUCCUCAGCCCCGGGGGGCUGGCUGAGCGGCCUGGGCAGGAGGAACAGCAGCCAGACAGCCCCGUCAAUGAGUCCCAGAGGCUGCUACUGCUGCAGCAAGGGCUACUACCCCACAGUAGCUGUUAGCCCACAGGCAGAGGGCAUCUGGGGCCAUGCGGCUGGCUCUGCUGGCCGCUGUGCUGGCUGACUAAGCCCUGUCUGACCCCAGCCCAGGCAGCAAGUUGUGGAGGCUCCUGUGGUAGUCCUCCCAAGCUGUGCUGAAAGGCUGGACUGACCAAAUCACCCAAUCCCAGUUCUUCCUGCAACCACUCUGUGGCCGGCCUGGCAUCAGUUCAGGCCUUGGCUGGGUGGAGGUGGGCCAGGCCUGGUUGUCUAAACCCAGGCAGCUGACAGAGGGGGUGGUUAUGUUUCCAUGGUUACCAUGGGUGCGGAGAGGAGUUGGGUGAGGGUAGAUCCAACCUUGUGGGACCCUACUUUCCCAGCUGAGCUGCCCCUGCUGCUUUAGUGCAUGCAUUGAGGCGUCUCUGGCCUGGGGGCCCAUCUGUGCCUGUGCUUGGGGUUUAAAUACCCAGGUUUGUCCCUCCUCCCAAAGAGAUGCCCUUGUAUUAUUCCCCUUUAGGUGAGAAUUGGUAAGGGAUUGGUACAGUCAGGUCCCAAGCCCUGUAGCGGGAGGCAGUGGGACCCUCAGGGCUGAAUCUUCGUCACCUUCCUGGUUACCCACCCUGUCUAGACCAGGAGUAAAGUGCAGCUGACCAGGUCACAGCAAGGCAUGCUGAAUUACACAGGCUACCAUUUGCCCAGCUUCUAAAGGCAAUGCACUGAGCCCGGCAAGAGGAAGGGGUGCUGUAAGCCUUGCCCAGGAAUCAGUGAGGCCAGAGAGGAGUCCAGGAGCCCCUCUUGGAGCCCUCCCGCAGUCUGUCUGAGCAUGCUACCAAAUCCCAAAAUAUCCUAAGACUAACAAAGGCAGCUGUGUCUGAGCCCAAUCCUUCCACGCAGUGUCCUUUAGUGCCAUCUUUCCCUCUAACUGGAGACCCUCUUCUGUCCCAAGUCUCCAGAGAAGGAGAGAAAGUAGGCUUGAUGGCUGGUGUGGCUGAGGGGGAGUUACUGGAGCCUGGACCCCAGCCCCGGGUGGGGGAGCCUCUGGGAGUGCAUGGGGCAGGCCCUUGCUGUUAGGCACUUUUCCAAGCCGUUAGAUGCUGUUUAAAAACAGAAAUAAAUUGAAGACUAAAGACCCAA